Pseudophryne corroboree (corroboree frog) is the source of this 2971-nucleotide messenger RNA. It is a transcript of the gene GRAP, whose product is annotated as GRB2 related adaptor protein. The record is from RefSeq and is a predicted model, not a curated record. Gene Ontology annotation, cellular component: cytoplasm; nucleoplasm; COP9 signalosome. The coding region runs from base 661 to 1305 and encodes 214 amino acids. Gene Ontology annotation, biological process: regulation of MAPK cascade; signal transduction. Gene Ontology annotation, molecular function: epidermal growth factor receptor binding; phosphotyrosine residue binding. Lineage: Eukaryota; Metazoa; Chordata; Amphibia; Anura; Myobatrachidae. The transcript is spliced from 6 exons.
AUAUCCCAUUGUUAUCCUGUGGAUAACCUGUGGACCCUGCCAGAGAAAAGGUUCUUAGCAGAUGUUUGGCCAAAAGACACAGAUUCAGGCCUCUAUCUUUUAGUUUAAGGAUGCUGUAACAUUGGAUUUGUCACAGAAUAAAAAAAAUUUUUUCCAGUGACUCUGAUCACACCAAAGACCGAGACAGUGUGGAAGGACACAUUUGUGUUGUCUACCCAGUGUUGUCACAAGCUCUUGUGUUUUGGCAGUGUGUUUUACAGUAACAUCCUGUUUGUCUUUAUCUAAAAAAAAAAAAAGGUUAAGGUUGCUAGAAGAGAAAAAACUCUUCCUUUGCAAGAUCAGCAGAGCAGAGAAAGACUUCAGCCGCAAGUCCUGACUUCCAGCCGUCACCAGAAGAGACCUUGUAGUGCGCUGAGCAGGCACAGGCUGGUGACUCAUUUGCCCAGGAAGGUCUCUGCGUUUGGCUGGACCCAUCUGGGUUUUCUGCUGUCGGCCCAGACCUCUUCACGGACAUGCUUGAGUCGGUUUCAACUGCCAAGAACUCAGUGCACAUGUUCACCACUUGAGAGCACCCACCCACAGAUUUUCCAACUGAUUUCUCAUCUGCUGUAAGGGGGAACUUUAACCCACUGAGUGUCGGAGACUACCCCACCAGACGAGAUGGAGGCCGUGGCAAUAUACAACUUCAAGACCACCGAGAAGGACGAGCUGCCAUUUAGCAAAGGAGAUAUACUGAAGAUACUUAAUAUGGAAGAUGACCAGAAUUGGUACAAAGCAGAAUUAAAUGGCAUGGAAGGUUAUGUUCCUAAGAACUAUAUAAAAGUGAAGCCCUACCCGUGGUAUGCGGGACGGAUCUCCAGGCAAGUGGCUGAGGAAAUCCUGCUAAAACGGAGGUUCCUAGGAGCCUUCUUAAUCCGGGACAGCGAGAGCUCUCCGGGAGAAUUCUCAAUCUCUGUCAACUACGGGCACCACGUGCAACAUUUCAAGGUUCUGAGGGAGCAGAGUGGCACCUACUUCCUGUGGGAGACCAGGUUUAGCUCCCUGAACGAGCUGGUGGAUUAUUACAGAUCAAGUUCCAUCGCCAAAACCCACCUUGUGCUCCUGCGGGAUGAAGAGGAGAAGAGGAAGAAACAGUUUGUCCAGGCUCAGUUCAACUUCAUGUCCGGCAAGACUGGCGAGCUGUCAUUCCAGCGAGGGGAUGUCAUCGAGGUCAUGGACAGUUCGGACCCCAACUGGUGGCGUGGAAGGAUCGCAGGCAGGAUUGGCCUUUUCCCAGUGAACUACGUCAGCCAGAUGCAGUUGUGACCCAGUGCACUUAUUUCUCUGGCUGGUAAUACUGACCUUCUUCGAUUAGGACAGCCAGAUGGUGGCGGGGCCUUCUGCUCUACUGAGAAUGUGGAGGACAUCGCAGUGGCUUCAGUCUAUAUUCUCUUCAUUCUAGUAAGAGACUGGAUUUUGUCACCAGAUAUUGUUUUGUAGCAACAGGCAAAGUAUCUCGCUUUAUAUUGGCUUGAGAGGGACAGUAAUAGCAAAUAAAGAUUGUGAUGUACAUUGAGAUGCUUACCCACCAAAACAGCAUGUUGCUGAACCCAUCUAAUAGUUUUGCGCAUAUUGCCAGGACCUUCGGGAAAGCAUAGUACAUGUAAGAAGUUGGGGUCUUAUCACAACACAUAGGGCUUACACACGCACGACAGGAACAUUUAGACUACAUUAGGCCUGCUGUUUAUUAAAUCAUAGAAACAUAUACAAAGAGCGGUUUGCUCCUAAUAUCUAAGGCAUUUUGCUUAGAUUAUUCCUGAUUCCUCACUGGAACAAUUUCAAAAGGAGGGGCUUCGUGCAAGUGGGAGUGGCCUGUUCAUUUCACAGGCGGAUUGGGCGGCUACAAGCUGCAGUUAUUGCAUUUAAGAGGAAUAAAACAACUACAGUAUAAUGUAGACAUUUAAAAAACAUCCAUCACAUCUGGAAAAGUGAAGUCAUAUUAUAAUAAAUGUGUCGAGGGGUGGGGGCAAUUUGGGCAAAUCCAAAAUCUAAAUUAUUUCUUCAAGUACAAAUAUUAAAUUCUUCCUAUUAUGGGAUGGACCCGAGAGCUGCCGAACUGAGACGUCGCAUAUUGUGACAUAUUUGCCACAUUUGGAGUGGUGAGUACUGUAGGUAGGCAUUGUUGUUCCCCCAAAAAAUAAGAUUGCUGUGUUGCCCAGGGAUUGCUAAUUUGCUAGUUACCUCUUGGCCUGUGAGCCUUGGAUGUCCAUAGAGCACCCCAUAGACAUAGAUUAAUGUCUGGCCUUUUGUAUGGUGCAGCCUCCACGCAAAGCCCCCCUGGAUAACAAUCCAUCAAUUAUCUGCAGAAGGCCCUGUGUGCUUGCUUGGCACAAUGCCAUUAUAACACUUGCAUGAAGAUAUAAAAAUUGUCUUCUGCAUUAUACCGCCCUGCUGCAAGGGCCUCCCAAUGUCUUCACCAAGGAUUCUCAGGCCAUGGAGAGAACAGCCUGGACACCUCCUGCCACCAUUGAUGUGGUCAGAAUGCUAUAACGCUGUAGUCCCUCAUUUGUGUGACCUUUGUUGCGUGUUAAUACUUUGUGUGGAGCCGGCUGUCUAUCAUCUGACCAGUAACAUUGUCAUUUCCAUAUUCUGCUCAAAAUCUAUGGUAAAACCAAGGUGUAGGCCGGUUUGGAGGUGAUUUGGUCGCAAGUGGAAGCACAGAUGGAUCCCAGGGAUAUCGACAUAUGCCGUAAAAAAGUAAUCGCUAAACUGUGCAUGGAAGAGAUUGAAAGUGGAGACGGCUUGGUCCCUCGGGUGGCCGGGUCAGUGGUCUUCCACUGCCGUAUGGACAACUGACUGCAUAUGAAUCCAACUCGAAAUCAGCCCCAUUGUGUCCAUCUCUUACUACUUAUCUAUAUUAACCCAAAAAUCAUGUACCUGGAAGGAAGUGAAAAUAUCUUGAUUAAUAAAUAUAAUUUAUAUAUUUCACAUA